Engraulis encrasicolus (European anchovy) is the source of this 7221-nucleotide messenger RNA. RefSeq names its product shroom family member 1 (gene shroom1). Gene Ontology annotation, molecular function: actin filament binding. Lineage: Eukaryota; Metazoa; Chordata; Actinopteri; Clupeiformes; Engraulidae. The transcript has 13 exons. The record is from RefSeq and is a predicted model, not a curated record. Gene Ontology annotation, cellular component: cortical actin cytoskeleton; apical junction complex; adherens junction. The coding region runs from base 523 to 7221 and encodes 2232 amino acids. Gene Ontology annotation, biological process: actin filament organization.
GUGAGACACUUGUUUCCUAGUCCAACCUGUUGGGAACUAAAAGGACUCGCUUAUUGGAAUGAUGCGAAUAAAUGAUUGGAUUAGGAGUUGCAGUUCUUUCAAAUAGUCGGCAAACAUGAUGACCGCGUUUGUUUUGUGUUUUCAUGGAGUAUCCAUACUGAAUAAUCAAGGCCCUGCUGGGUGAAAUCAUGACGUGUUCCUGGCUGCUGUCCUCAUGCUGAAUAGAACCCUGUUGUCAUCUCUCUCACCACAACACGGCAGCCAUCUUGGUCCAGGCAUCUCAAUGUUAGAGUCCUAAUCCCGAACCCUGUUGUCUGUCACACCUCUCUCACCACACCACAGCAGCCAUCUUGGUCCAGGCGUCUCCAUGUUGCAGUAGCCAUCUUGGUCCAGACGUCUCCAUGUUGCAGUAGCCAUCUUGGUCCAGGCGUCUCCAUGUUGCAGUAGCCAUCUUGGUCCAGGCGUCUCCAUGUCCGUGUGCUGUGCUGCGUGUGCCGCGUGUGCUGUGUUGACUCCUCCCCCAUGGAGUCGUUGAGCAGCGUGUCCCCGCUACAGGGUCGCCUCAGCAGCCUGGACAUGCACCCCCUCAGCUUCCCCGUCGCCCGCCUCGCCCCCGCACGCUCAACCAGCAGCCUCGCCCCCGCACGCUCAACCAGCAGCAUAGACCAGCACACGCCACAAAACACACACCACCACACAUCCAGGAACACACACCACCACCACACACCCCAAAACACACACCAGCACUACACAUCCCAGAACGCACACCAGCACCACAGUCACCAGUACCCCAGCAUCUCCCCAGCCCGGUCUACUAGCAGUAUAGACCAGCAAUACCCCCAUAACCAGCUCCAGUACCCCCAGAGCUACCACUACCCCCAAAACACACACCACUACCCCAGCAUCUCCCCAGCGCGCUCUACCAGCAGCCUAGACCAGCUGCAGUACCCCCCUCAACACCACCACCACCCCCUCCACCCCCUCCAGUACCCCAACACCCACGGGAAGGGCGACUCGGCCUACAGCUCCUUCUCGGGGGGCUCCAACGCCCCCGACCUCUCCUCUCCUUUCUUCCCCGACGACCUGCACAUCCACCCCCAUAAUAAUAACAACUACCCCCCUCACCCCCCCUACACCCCCCUCGGGUACCCGUACGCCCCCCUGGGCCACGGGGGGCUGCAGUAUGCGGACCUGAAGUACCUCAACAGGGCGCUCACAUCCAGGUCAGACCCCGAGCCGGAUACCGAACCGGAACCGGACCAGGCCCCAGAGAGGAGGACCCCCAGCUCUACACCCAGGCCCAUGGAGCAGCUGUACCGCUCAGUGGAGUCCCUCCCUCGGCAGCAGAGUCGGGACGAGCAGCAAGGUGUCGGCUGUGGUGGAGAUGUGCCCGUUUCAGAAGACCAUCAUCAGCAGCAGCAGCAGCAUCAGCAGCAGUGUAGCAGGAGGCCGAGCUCCAACUCCACCCCAGUAGCGGUGCCCAUGUCUCUGUCGCUGCCGCCUCCUCCUCCUCCUCCACCUCCUCCUCUGCCCCCCGCACGCCUCCACAGCCUGGGAAGGAGCCUGGAGAAUCUCCGGAGUGUGGAGAACAUCCGGAACGCUGAGAACUUUCAGAAUACUGAGAAUUUCCGGAACGCUGAGGACCUCCGGAAUGCUGAGAAGUUCCACAAUGCUGAGAACUUUGAGAACCUCCGGAAUGCUGAGAAGUUCCGGAAUGCUGAGAACUUACGGAACACUGAGAAGUUCCGGAACAUGGAGAACCUGAGGCCUCGGCAGAGUCCGGAGGGGCAGCAGCUGUCUCCUCCCGAGCGCUCGCACCUCAUCCGCGCCCAAACGCCGCCAUCGGCAGCCAUCACCCCGUAUCCCAGCAUCCUCUACUGCCCUCCUCCCCCUCCCCAACCUCAUCACCACGGAGACUCGCUGGACCGAGACUCAGCCUCCGCUCAGCCGAAGCCGUUGCCAGCGGCGACCACGCAAAGCCGAUCGGUGCAGGGGCAUCUGAGCGUGGCGGCGGAACAUUACAGGACGUCUCCUCCGUCACAUGGUCGCCAGGGCAAUGAGGCUACGACGGUCACGGGACGACCUGAUUGGAGGAAAGAGGAUGGAGGGGAGGUUUUGAUUGGAGGAGGAGGAAGGGGAGGGGGAGGGCGAGGUGACCCCCUGCGUCGGAGAGCCCACUCUGCCUACGCCUCCGUUCCCCACAUCACCUCCUCGUCCUCGUCCUCCUCCGAGCGGCUUGCAGACUCCUGGCAGCCCCCUCCUCCUCCUCCUCCUCCUCCUCCUCCUCACUCUGCUCCUCUUCACCUCCCUCCUCCAAAUGUCAUCAACGGCAGCAUCCAGCACAAGGGCCAGUUUUACUUCGUAACCGGCGUCUCCGGACCUGUAGAGGGCGCCAGCAGGCCUGCGUCCGCCGUGUCAGACGGCUCCAGCGGCGCUACCCAGCGGUGUGUGGAGAGCAGCAGGUUGGAGGGCGCCAUGGAGACCCCCGGCCCCCGGGGGAACAUCGCCAUGGAGACCCCCGGCCCCCGGGGGAACAUGUUCCAUAACGCGUCCAGCCAGAGAGAACACGCGCCCUCGUCUCAAGGCCUGAGCAGGAGGACACAACACCAUGAUGCCUUCCUGGGUAGCUCCACUCACAGCAGUGCGCAGCGCGCCACACAUGCUUCAGACGGAGUUUCUGAGUUGGCGCAGAGAGCUGUGGCCUGGGAGACGACGCCCAGACACCACACCCCCUCCCAUCCCAUCUUCUACUGCGGACCAGAGGAGGAACACACCCCAUUGGUGCAGCCGGCCGCCACUCACCCAUCCUCAGCCCCAGCCCCAGUCCCGCCCCCUGCCUCAGGAGCAGAGGAUCAUGGGACACAGGAAGUGCAGCUGAAGAGGGGGCGGGAUCAUCAGCCCUCAGAAAGAGCCCCAUUGGUGCACCAAGCUGCCACUCAGACGGCCCCGAUACCGCCCCCUGCCUCUGCCUCAGCAGCAGAGGAUGAUGGGAAAGCGUGGAGGCAGACGCAAGUCGACAUCUUCCCCCGCGAGAAGAUCAGCAAGGAGACCACGCCCCUGUUGUACCAGCUGACGGGGGCCAAUAGGAUCCCACUCAUGAGCAACUUCAAAAGCCAGUCGUCCCAUUCCGCAGAGAACAGAAGCCAGUCGUCCCAUUCCGCAGAGAACAGAAGCCAGUCGUCCCAUUCCGCUGAGAACAGAAGCCAGUCGUCCCAUUCCGCUGAGAACAGAAGCCAGUCGUCCCAUUCCGCUGAGAACAGAAGCCAGUCGUCCCAUUCCGCUGAGAACAGAAGCCAGUCGUCCCAUUCCGCAGAAAACAGGAAGAAGGAUGCAGGAUGGAGCACUAAUGACUCACCACCACCACCACCACCACCACCCCCACACCAGCAACCCCCACACCCGCCGCCACAGCAGACACAAACAAAGGAACAAUCAAAGGCACAGGAAGUGAAAGCCACUGCUGCUGCCGCUGCUAGCGUAGCGCUCAGUAGCGAUCCUUGUGAGGACUCCGCUGUUAAAAUGUCGUCGGCGUCGGCGGACUCGAAAGUGGACGGCUUCUCUUACCCCUGUGGCACGCUGGACGACUCCUUCAAGAAGUACUACAAGGAGAAGCUGAAAGACGCCCAGUCCAAAGUGCUGCGGGAGACCUCCUUCAAGCGGCGGGACCUGCAGCCAAAUAAAGUCAAGCAGAGGCGAGACCAGCAGCAUCAACAGCAACAGACACACCAACACCAAGACGACCACCAGCAGCAGCAGCAGCAACAGACACACCAACACCAAGACGACCACCAGCAGCAGCAGCAGCAACAGACACACCAACACCAAGACGACCACCAGCAGCAGCAGCAGCAGCAGCAGCAGCAGCAGCAGCAGCAGCAGCAGCAGCAGCCAGCUGCUCUCCAAGUGUUCACCUCCACACUGGACCCUCUUCACACAUCAGCUGAGCAGCUCAGCGAUAGUCAGCCCUGGGCCCAGCAAACAUCAACAGACGCCAGAGGCAGGAUCGACAGGAGCAACAGGAAGGACAGCCCCGAGGAGAGGAUAAGCGACUCCGAGGCGAGCAGAGCGGAGAGCGAGAAGUCGAGGUCGUGCAGGCGACAGAGGGCCAAGUCGGCAUCAGCUGCGGUGGCCCCGGCGGCCUCGGCCCACGAUUGUGACAUCAGUGGCGAGUCCGAGGAGUCAAGUAGCGUGGUGGUGGGGAGGGAGAGAGCGAGGUCCGCGAUGGUGGCGGGGAGGGAGAGGGCGAGGUCUGCGAUGGCGGCGGCUGCUAUGGUCUCGGAGAGUGACAUCAGCAGCGGGACAGAGGAGUCGACACGGAGGCCGGGGAGGGAGAGAGCGAAGUCAGCGACGGCGUUAGCGGUGACGGCUCCGGUGUCCGAGAGCGACCUGGGGAGCGAAGCUGAGGAGUCGAUACGGAGGUCGAUCCGGGUGGCGCAGCCGCAGGUGGCCACGCGCGUCGGGGGCCGCAAACGCCUCACGCAGGAGCAGAAGAAGAAGAUGUGCUACUCCGAACCCGAGAAGCUCCACAAGCUGGGAGACAUGGCGGUGGCGCCAACGCCGCCGGCACCCACGCAGCCCAGCCACAAGCCGUCCCACUCGCUGGGGAACGAGGCGGAGGGAGGGCUGCUGACGGACGAGGAGCUGGAGGAGGUGGGAGGAGGAGGAGGAGGAGGAGAGCAGGGCCUGGUGGCCGCCAGGAGGAAACUGUUUGAGACGCGAGGUCGAGCCCUCUCGGCAUCCAGCCUCUCCAAGACCAGCCUCAAGCACCUGCAGCACAGGGCCCUGUUGGCCUACAUGGAGAGGAAGACGCAGAGCCAGAAGGCAGCCGAGCCCCAGCCCCAUCCCCAGCAGGCCUGUCCCCAGGCCCUGCCCACCCAGAGGCACUCCACGGCGGGCAGGACCUCCGACUGUGGGCCCAGGCUUCAGCAGAGUGCUGGAGGCCCGAGUAACAAGAGGCUGCAGAGGCCUCUGUCUGCCGGCCGCAUCCUGGACGCCUCGUCCAGCUCCGCCCGCUACGCCCAGUUCAGCUCCGCCUCCUCUGCGUUCAGCUCCGCCUCCUCUGCGUUCGAGCACUCGUGCCAGUCCAGCUGGAGGGAGGCGUCGGUGGCGGUGGCGUCGGUUCCGGUUCCGGUUCCGAGUAAAGCAGCCUCGGUGGAGAGCCUCUUGGACCCGCCGGAGAAGGCCGCGCUCUACCGCGCUCGCUCCAGAUCUACUCCUCAAGUUCUGCAGGAUCACAUGAGGGUCAGUGAUGUCUCCUCAUCAUCGGACUCUGCAAGAGCGACCCAAGCGGCUGCUGCCACUGUAUCCACUGUUGCCAGGGCGACCCAGGGGCCCACUGUUGCCACGGAGACCCCGGGCCCUGUCGUGGUUGGCGCUGGCGGUCGGAGUACCGUUUCUGGUGUCGUUUCGGUGCCGGAGGAGCGUCGUCGGGUGGUGGCCCCGCGGGGGAAGUCCAUGGAGGAGCUGGGCUCUGGGUCAAAGGUCACGCGGCCUCCCAUGAGCCUCAGCAAGAGCUCCGAUCAACUGGACCGCCUCCACUCACACACCAGGAGCAGCAGCGGAGGAGGAGGAGGAGGGUCCACACACCCCAACCCCUCCUCCCUCCCCAACCCCAACCCCCCCUCUCUCCUCAGCUCGGGUUCCUUCCUCGGUCGGGAGCGGAGGGGGGUUCCCAUCCUGGGCACGGUGCAGCUGGCACAGCGAGGGCAGGCGGCCGGUCUUGGGCUCGGGGUCGGGCACAGGGACACCGGGGCAUCGCUGGAGGCGGCCCAUGCCAAGGCAGACUCCCUCUCCAGCACGGCCUCGCCACCCGCGGGCACAGGGGCACCCAGUACCGCCCCGCCACCCGCGGGCACAGGGGCACAGACACCAGGCCAGGGGCACGCACUGACGACAGCACCGGGCCAGAUAUGGAGAGAAGCAGCACACAGACAGACCUCACAGGAGGCCAAACCUCCCUCAAGUGCGCCUCAGGUGUCGGCUCAGGUGAGGGCCUCUCUACCUGCCUCUCUACCUGCGGGGCCUCCUCACGAGGUGGCCCUCAGUGUCGGGGUUACCACCGACCCCAGCGCCUGGCCCUCCUCAUCUGCUGAUGAUGAGGAUGAGGAAGAGGAGGAGGAGGAGGAGGAGAGAAAAGAGGAGCAGGAGGAGGAGGAGGAGGCUCCGUCAGCUCUCGAUACCCCCACGUCCUCAACUCCCAACGUGAGCGGUGAGCAGAGCAGAGAAGCACAGGAAGAAGCAGAGCACCAACAGGAAGUGACAUCAGCAGCAGAGAACAACACCCCGUCUCCGCACUCUCAGUGGGCGGCGCUAGUACAGGAAGUGGUGAGCGCCGACCAAUCGCUGGCUACAAUACUGAGGCCGUUGGCCAAUAGGAAGACAGCUCUGAUGCUGAUGGAGCAACUGCUGUCGGAGGACACUCUGCUGAUGGAGGAACACUACAAGAAGAGGCAGGAGGAGAGGAAAGAGGAGAGGCAGGAGGAGAGGAAAGAGGAGAAAGAGGAGGUGGAGAAGGAGGUGGAGAAGGAGGUGGAGAAGACGCCGGAGGAGAAGGAGCAGCAGGACGGAGGACAGAGGGUACCAGCUGUUGGGGAGCAUCCUGCUGUGACCUCUGGUGACCUUGAACCUGGCAUCUCGGAGCCCCAGAUGCAGGCUGUUGACAGUAUGCCUGAGGAGAAGCUCAUCAGGAAAAAGCGUCAGCUCCUGGCGUGGUGUGUGGAGCGCCUGGCCGCCCUGGAGGAUCAGCGGGUUGCUCUGCAGCAGGACGAGGAGGCUAACGGGGCGCGGGGGGCCUCUAUCGCCGCCCUGGUGGCCACACGCUGCAGUGCGGUGGAGCAGGAGCGUUACUCCCUCUUCAUCGGGGACCUGACGCGCGUCAUCAGCCUGCUGCUGCACCUCUCCGCACGACUCGCACGCGUACAGAACGCACUCGCCAACGUGGACGAGAACACGGACCAGGAGGAGAAGCAAUCUCUGGAUAGUCGUCACCACCUCCUGUGUAAGCAGCGUGACGACGCUAAGGACCUGAAGGACAAUCUGGACCGGCGGGAGCGCGUGGUGUCCACCCUGCUGUCACGGCACCUGAGCGCGGAGGAGCUGCAAGACUACAGGAGAUACGUGCAGACACAGGCCUCACUACUCAUACGCCAUAAAGACCUGGAGGAGAGGAGACGCAUCGCAGAGGAGCAGAGGGAGGCUCUGGAGAGCAGCCUGGAGGCAUAG